AUUUUGCUGAGGUGUCCUUGGUUUGUUAUGUGAUGGUUUUGGGCUAGGGAGGUGUUGACAGGGCUUUAUUUUAACGAGAGUUGAGAGGAAAAAAAUUUUAGUGUGCGUUAUACAAAUGACUAUUUUAAACGGCCCAUUUUGGAGGAAAGCUCAGAUUGGUGGAGAAGCUUCCGCGGAAGUUUUAUUCGCGAGUUGGGUUUUUUAGAUGGAUUAAGGGGUCAGCCUCUUGUUUAUGCCGGAUUUAUAUUGUCAGAAGAGGUGAGCUCUGGACUCGAUCAGGGCUGGUUUGAAUUUUUUGGGCCGGGGGGGGUUUAUCUCGAUGUUUUAAGAAAGCGCUAAACUGCAAUAUGUUUAUGUGCAGUCAUUGGUUUGCUUGUUUUUUCGUAGUAUAUAUUUUAGAGGUGUGUUUAUGGGUCGGCCUUUCUUAGUUGGUUCAGAUAUAUGGAAAGUUUGAUAGCAGGGUUAAUGCCUGGCGGGUCCGUCAGAUGUUAGAUUGGGGUCAGAUCUUAGGUUGGGGGAGGAAGAUUAAUGAGUGGGGCCGGCUUUCUAGCGAAGGUUGUAGGUUGGAGAGAAGCCAGAUAAGAUUGCCGGAGCCAGUUACUUUGCAGGGUUACAAUUUAGAGAUGGUAUAUGAGAGGUGCCUAAUCAUUGCUUUCUUUGUAAGGUUUACUGUUAUUUUUUUCCUGCGGAUAGCUUCUUUCAACAAGAUUACAUGUAGGGUUUAUUUAGACUGUGGGCGGUUGGAGGUUUUCUGGUCUUUGGUGCCUUUUAUUUUUUUAGUUUGCUUGUGCACUGUUUCCGUUUUUGCUCUGUAUGUUAAUGAUGAGACAAAUCUUGACCCCUUUAUUGAUGUAAUCGUGGUGGGCCAUCAGUGGUAUUGAAGGUAUGAGUUAACAAGUAGAAAGGCUGAAACUAUUAAAUGGGACUCACGAAUAGUGAGGCGUAGUGCAGGGAGACCUCUUAGGUUCCGUGACUACUCCGAGGUUGACCGCCCGUUGGUAGUUCCACAGGGAAAGCCCAUUCGGGUGUUUGUUACGAGGGAUGACGUUCUUCACAGCUGGGGGUCUCCCCUUCUUUUGAUGAAGAUUGACGCUAUUCCGGGUCGGCUAAGUCGGGGAAGUUUAGACUUUAAUGUUUGCGGGGUGUUUUCUGGGUUCUGUGUUGAGUUAUGCGGCGCAUAUCAUGCUAUAAUGCCUACUAUGAUUGAAGUAGUUAGGCCAGAGGACUAUAGGGAGUGGCGUGAUUGGAGAGAAGGGGGUUGUGAUCUAGGUGCUCGGCUGAAAGCGUUUGUUGAGUUAAUUAACAUUGCGGUUGAGGGGGAGUGUUUAAAUCACAGAUUAAGGCAUAAAGAUAUAGUUAAUGUGAUUAAAGGGGAUGUAACCCCUCUAUUACGCUUACCCUCGAUUCAAAAGAGGCUGAAAUCUAUGGGAUUUGUUCACGUUGAUGUAAUGGAGAAGGUAAUGGGGUCUACGAUAAGAUCUAAAAAGUUUGAGGAGCUUGUUUUAGAAAUGGAGAAGGAGCAAGCUGGGCAUGAUUUGGGAGAACGGCUUUUAAGGCGUCGAGGUAGGUAGCUAUAGUCGGCUGCCUUGGUUUAGACCAGGUAGUGCUUUUAAGG
This is a messenger RNA of Ylistrum balloti, 1615 nucleotides long. RefSeq names its product cytochrome c oxidase subunit 2-like. The record is from RefSeq and is a predicted model, not a curated record. Gene Ontology annotation, cellular component: membrane. NCBI's taxonomy places the organism in Eukaryota, Metazoa, Mollusca, Bivalvia, Pectinida, Pectinidae. Gene Ontology annotation, molecular function: cytochrome-c oxidase activity; copper ion binding. The transcript has a single exon. Gene Ontology annotation, biological process: ATP synthesis coupled electron transport.